Molecule: messenger RNA, 882 nt
Organism: Lodderomyces theae
Lineage: Eukaryota; Fungi; Ascomycota; Pichiomycetes; Serinales; Debaryomycetaceae
Exons: 1
Coding region: 1-882 (293 amino acids)
Source: RefSeq, a predicted model, not a curated record
AUGUCAGACGAGUUGGGUAAAAUUUGCGACGACUUUCUCGAAGCAACUUCGAUACUAUCUCAUGAACACGGCAUUCCCAGGGUUCAGAAGCAAGAAGAUUUCACGUCAUGGAGUCGCAUACAUAAUUGGGAGAAACGGUACUACACUGCUUACCAGGAACUCACCCACAAACUCAACCGGCUAAUGUACUUGACCAAGUUGAAAGAGCUUGCCAAUGUUGACAACCCGUCUCAGGAAGUUGCAAAGAUCAAAGGGGAAAUGGAUAUUGAUGACUUGGAUGAGCUAUUGCAGUUUCUUCGACUACAAAACGACGUGAUCAAGACUGAUACCUUGCUAAAUCGGUUUUUGCUCAUGUCUUCCCCAGUGCUCAAGGCCAUUCAUCAUGCCAAUUUGAAUACCUCUGAGACGAAAAUCACAGAUCGUUUGGGCGUGUUGUACAAUGAGAAUGGUCUUGCAUUCAGAGUACAAGAACUUGAGAACAAGAAGCGUUGUGAAGAACGCCAAGAGGAGAACCCGUUUGACAUUAUCUACACCGAGAUAAAGCCCCUAAUGGAGAAGAUUGAGCAACUGGAACUACAGUUUAAAGAGCUCCAGAUAAAGUACGUUUCUCAAAAGAAAGCACAGGUGGAAGAAAAUGAGGGUGCGCGUAAACGGUACCAAGAACUUGUGGAACGCUGGCAUAAGCUAGAUCAACUAAGCCUACUUUUGAUCCUUUUGAUUACAAGCUUGCCUUACGUGUGGCUGAAUGAUGAACUGUUGAUGACCAUGAUGCUAGAAUUGAAUGGUAUAAGAAACAAGUUGAUGAAGUAUCAGUUGGUGGUUAAUAAAGACGACAUAAAAGACUUUUCAACACAAGAGCUAUUGACAUUAGAGUUUGAUUAA